Messenger RNA from Macrobrachium nipponense, 423 nucleotides. RefSeq lists its product as uncharacterized. Lineage: Eukaryota; Metazoa; Arthropoda; Malacostraca; Decapoda; Palaemonidae. The transcript has a single exon. The record is from RefSeq and is a predicted model, not a curated record. The coding region runs from base 1 to 423 and encodes 140 amino acids.
AUGCCCAGUCAGACUGCAGAGGUAUUUGGCAAAGCGAAGGGCAUCCCUCCUCCACCUGCAAGACCUCGGCAAACCAUCAACCGACCAGGAAACCUCCCAGCAACCCCAGGUUCGAUUCCUAGAAUGAAACCUACCUCCUGCUACCACAAACCCACCCAACCUUCCUCCCAACCUCCUCAAUCCCGGCACUACAUCUCCCCACCCCCUCAUCCAUCUCAGUAUCGCCAAACUCCCGCCCCUCUACCUCCUCCCCCAAUACUAACCCCCAACCCCUCAGGUUACCCCCCUAACCUCUGCAUCGGGGGGGGCCGGAAGACGUUCGAUUCCUGCUCGUGCCGAAAGCAGGAACCCAGGACCAGAAGACCGCAUGUUGAAGAAAGAAAUGCAGACCAGAGGACACCGACUGUAGCUCCUGUUUUGUAA